CUUCUCCAGGCUAAACAUGCCCAGCUCCCUUAGCCGUUCCUCAUAAGGCAUCGUUUCCAGGCCUUUGACCAUUUUGGUUGCCCUCCUCUGGACACGUUCCAGUUUGUCAGUGUCCUUCUUGAACUGUGGUGCCCAGAACUGGACACAGUACUCCAGGAUUUGUGAGCAACUCUUAAUUGUAUAGACAGAACUCGACAGAAGACUACAGGAUUCCUUCCGAUCUCUUGGAGGCUUCCAGAGAGCACCAAUGGAUGAGCAAGACUCAGCUGGCCCUGAGGCAGGAGAAGGCCUUGCCCUCCAAACUGGGAGCAGUGGGAUAUUAUGGGAAAACUCAGUGCAGAAGAUCCCGGGUGAGGAGGACACCCUCUGCUCAGAGGUGCAGAGCCAGCAGUUGACGCAGUCCGGCUCUCAGGAGGCCAAAGGACCCCAAGAAGCUUGCGGCCAACUCUACCACCUUGACUGUCGGUGGCUGAAACCAGAAAGUCAUACGAAAGCUGAGAUGCUGGACCUGGUGAUCUUGGAGCAGUUCCUGGCUGUCCUUCCGCUGGAGAUGGAGAGCUGGGUGAGGGAAUGUGGAGCGGAGACCACUUCCCAGGCUGUAGCCCUGGCCGAAGGUUUCCUCCUGAGUCAGGCGGAGGAGAGGAAGCAAGCAGAGCAGCAGGGAAAGGAUCUCUAUGCGGAAAUGGGCCUGGAUUCCUGUGAGGCAGAAAAGACUCCGUUGGACGCCAGAGGGAGGCCACUGGGUGAGAGAUGGAUGCCCCCCAGACCUCCUCAUCCAUCUUUUCAUGAGAAUGGAGGAGAAGCAGCAGCUGUGGAAACAGAUCUGGGUCCUCUGUGCUUUAAAGAUGUCGCUGUGUAUUUCACAGAGGAGGAGUGGGCGUUGCUGGAUCCUGACCAGAGAGCUCUGCAUAAGGAAGUCAUGGAGGAGAACCGUGCGACUGUGGACUCUCUCAGUGGAGAUGGAUUGGAAAUUAUGAACAAGGGAAACCGUGACAACAUUCACACAGUGGGGAAGUUGUAUAAAUAUUUGGAGUGUGGAGAGAGUUAUAGUCUGAGCUCCCAUUCUACUUCCCAUAAAAUAUAUCCUAUUGGGAAAAAUCGUUAUCGGUACUUGGAAGAUGGUAAGACGUUUCGUCAGAAGACAUUUCUCACUUUCCCUAAAAGAACUCACAGCAGGGAGAAACCCCAUCAGUGUUUGAAAUGUGGGAAGAGCUUCACUUGCAAGAAUAGUCUCACUUUCCAUAAAAGAAUUCAUACAGGGGAGAAACCCCAUCAGUGCUUAGAAUGUGGGAAGAGCUUUAGUCACAGGGCUGUGCUCAAGGCCCAUCAAAGAAUUCAUACAGGGGAGAAACCAUACAAGUGCUUGGAAUGUGGGAAGAGCUUCAAACUGAAGAGGCAUCUCACUUAUCAUCAAGCAAUUCACAGUCGGGAGAGACCAUAUCAGUGCUUGGAGUGUGGGAAGAGCUUCAGUUGGAAGGACCAUCUCAUAUCCCAUCAAAGUAUUCAUACAGGGGAGAAACCACAUCAGUGCUUGGAAUGUGGGAAGAAUUUUAGCUGGAAGGGUACCCUUACUUCACAUGAAAGAAUUCACAGAGGAGAGAAACCAUAUAAAUGCUUUGAAUGUGGAAGGGGCUUCGUUAGGGGCUGCCAGCUCACUUCCCAUCAAAGAAUUCACACUGGGGAGAUACCCCAUCAGUGCUUAGAAUGUGGGAAGGGUUUCACUAACAAGAAUAGUUUCACUUCCCAUCAAAGAAUUCAUACAGGGGAGAAACCGUAUCAGUGCUUGGAAUGUGGAAAGAAUUUUAGUCGGAAGGAUAACCUUACUUCACAUGAAAGAAUUCACAGAGGAGAGAAACCAUAUAAAUGCUUUGAAUGUGGAAGGGGCUUCGUUAGGGGCUGCCAGCUCACUUCCCAUCAAAGAAUUCACACUGGGGAGAUACCCCAUCAGUGCUUAGAAUGUGGGAAGAGUUUCACUAACAAGAAUAGUUUCACUUCCCAUCAAAGAAUUCAUACAGGGGAGAAACCGUAUCAGUGCUUGGAAUGUGGAAAGAGCUUCAGGCAGAAAGCUAAGCUCACAGAUCAUCAAAUAAUUCAUACAGGGGAGAAACAAUAUCAGUGCUUGGAAUGUGGAAAGAGCUUCAGUAGGAAGAGAAGUCUGACUUGCCAUCAAAGAAGGCAUACAAUGUAUGAACCCUAUAAAUGCUUGGAGUGUGGGAAGAGUUUCAGUCACAGGCAGGGUCUCACUUCCCAUCAAAGAAUUCAUACAGGGGAGAAACCCCAUCAGUGCUUAGAAUGUGGGAAAAGCUUUAAUCGCAAAAAGAGUCUCACUUCCCAUCAAAGAAUUCAUAUAGAGGAAAAACCAUAUCAGUGCUUGGAAUGUGGAAAGAGCUUCAGGCAGAAAGCUCAUCUCACUUCCCAUCAAAGAAUUCAUACAGGGGAGAAACCAUAUCUGUGCACGGAAUGUGGGAAGAAUUUUAGUCAGAAGGAUCACCUUACUUCACAUGAAAGAAUUCAUACAGGGGAGAAACCACAUCAGUGCUUGGAAUGUGGGAAGAAUUUUAGUCAGAAGGGUACCCUUACUUCACAUGAAAGAAUUCAUACAGGGGAGAAGCCAUAUCAGUGCUUGGAAUGUGGAAAGAGCUUCAGAUGGAAGAAAAGUCUCACUUACCAUCAAGGAACUCACAGCAGGGAGAAUCAUGGUAUUUGAAGAUGGGUCUCCUAUCUCCUCUCAAUCUCCUCUUUUCUGGGCUAAGCCUACCCAGCUCCUUCUCUCGUUCCUUAAAAGGCUUGCUUUCCAAAUGCUUGAUUAUAUUGGUCACCCUUCUCUGCACAGAUUCCAACUUCUCAAUAUCCUCCUUUGAUUGUGACAUCCAGAAUUGAGCACAGGACUCCAGGUGUGGUCUGACCAAGGCAGAAAGGAACCUAGUAUUACUUCCCAUGACCUGGACGUUAGACGUCUGUUGAUAUAGCCUGAAAUAGCAGUAGGUUUUUUUGCUACUGACUCACCUUGUUGACUCACAUUAAGCUUUUGGUGUCCUAAGACCCUUAGAUCCUUUUCACAUAUGCUGCUGGCAAACGUGGUGUUUUACAUAGAAUCAUAGAAUUGUAUUUUUU
Messenger RNA from Podarcis raffonei (Aeolian wall lizard), 3114 nucleotides. RefSeq names its product zinc finger protein 883-like. NCBI's taxonomy places the organism in Eukaryota, Metazoa, Chordata, Lepidosauria, Squamata, Lacertidae. The transcript has 6 exons. Gene Ontology annotation, biological process: regulation of DNA-templated transcription. Bases 248 to 2707 code for a protein of 819 amino acids. The record is from RefSeq and is a predicted model, not a curated record.